AUGGCUACAGAUGUUCAGGCAAAGUUGACAUAUCUUCAAUGGCAGCCCAGCUACACCCACACACGGCCAUAUCGCAUUGGCCAGUUCGUUGGACGGAGAAAAUCUAACAAAGCAAAACCGCGAGAAAAGACAACCAACUUGGUAUUCUGCGAGGCUGGACAUGCGGAAACUAUAAAAGAUGUUCGGGGAUUUACUCCGUUUAAUCUUGACGCAAACGGCUUUGUCUACUUGAAAUGUCCGCGGCCUGCUCUUGCAAAUGCAUACGACUACUCGGACCCUGAAAAGAUUGAAAAUAUCUUUUUGCCGGAGUGCGAAGGUAUCUUGAGACGUCAUGUUGAGGGGGCUGAUGAGGUUAUGAUUUUUGAUUGGAAGAUCAGAAAGAGAAAGAGUGCGAAGGACAGACGAAGGAGAAAUCCAAAUCUGCAGGGCUUUGCUCGGCAGGUCCAUAUCGAUACACUCCUAACUCGAGACGAGAUCGGAACUCCAAUGAUGGAGCGCAUUCGAAACCAUCUCCCUGCAGAAUCCCACCACCUUCUUUCCGGACGAGUCCAACUAAUCAAUUUCUGGCGACCCAUAAGCGGCCCGAUUGAGGACCACCCGAUUGCCGUCUGUGAUAGACGAACCCUGGACACAUCGACCUUGAUCGAAACUGAUAUGAUACGCGGUGAUUAUAAUGGCACCAUGCUCUAUCCGCAGUACGAGCCGAAUGGUACUUGUCAGUGGUACUAUAUGAGCGGACAAGACGCAGAGGAUGUGCUUCUUUUCAAAGGGUUUGAUACGAGGGAAGGUAGUGUCAAAUACACUCCUCAUACAUCAUUUACACCAUUGAAUUGCUCCGAGACCCCGUCUCCUAGGGUCAGCGGUGAGGUGAGAGCGUUGGUCUUCUCGAACGGAGAGUGA
Molecule: messenger RNA, 900 nt
Organism: Aspergillus versicolor CBS 583.65
Lineage: Eukaryota; Fungi; Ascomycota; Eurotiomycetes; Eurotiales; Aspergillaceae
Exons: 5
Coding region: 1-900 (299 amino acids)
Molecular function (GO): oxidoreductase activity
Source: RefSeq, a predicted model, not a curated record